Jaculus jaculus (lesser Egyptian jerboa) is the source of this 2045-nucleotide messenger RNA. Its product is annotated as pantothenate kinase 2, mitochondrial. Gene Ontology annotation, cellular component: cytosol; nucleus. The record is from RefSeq and is a predicted model, not a curated record. Gene Ontology annotation, molecular function: pantothenate kinase activity; ATP binding. Gene Ontology annotation, biological process: coenzyme A biosynthetic process. NCBI's taxonomy places the organism in Eukaryota, Metazoa, Chordata, Mammalia, Rodentia, Dipodidae.
AUGGACAGGGAAGAAGGGGCGCGUACUCCCCACCCACGCCAUCAUUCUUUGCUUACGGAUGUUGCUUCCUCAACAGAGAUCUGCCCCUCUCCGCCACGCUGCACCCCGCCCUGUCCUGGAAGCUUCUCAUUGGAUGGAGGUGCGGUCGAUCCGUCUCGAGUCAGGAAGCCUAUUGGGCAGGAGGCGCGCGCCAGCUCGGAUUGGCCGGAUGCACGUUGGCGCAACGGAAGAGGCGGCCGCCCAGGGCCCGCCUCUGCUUCGGCUGCCGCCGCGGAGGAGGCGAGGAGUCCGGCGCUGGGGGGUUGGCUCGGGCGGCAGCGGGGGCUGCUGCGAAUGGGAGCGAACCGGCCCGGCGCGCCCAUGGAGCGCCACGGCAGGGCGGUCGCCACCUCAGCCUCGUCGGCCGCGGAGUCGGCGUCGGGGGACUCGGAAGGGCGGCAACGGGAGCCUCCGCGGCGCCGGGCAAGCAGCGCGUCGGCGCCGGCGGUCGGGGCGGCGGCGGAGGGUGUGAGGCGAGACCGGCCCGGCUCCUACAGCGGCCCCACGGUCUCCCGCCAGCGGCUCGAAAGCCUCCGGAAAAAGCGGCCGCUUUUUCCAUGGUUUGGCUUGGAUAUUGGUGGAACCCUGGUCAAGCUUGUUUAUUUUGAACCCAAAGACAUCACUGCUGAAGAAGAGGAGGAGGAAGUAGAGAGUCUUAAAAGCAUUCGGAAGUACCUGACCUCCAAUGUGGCUUAUGGCACCACAGGAAUCCGGGAUGUGCACCUGGAGCUGAAGGACCUGACUCUGUGUGGACGCAAAGGCAAUCUGCACUUUAUACGCUUUCCCACUUAUGACAUGCCUGCUUUCAUUCAAAUGGGCAGAGAUAAAAACUUCUCAAGUCUCCACAAUGUCUUUUGUGCCACUGGAGGUGGAGCAUACAAAUUUGAGCAGGAUUUUCUCACAGUAUGCAUUUUUAGCUUAUAUACAAUUUACGGUAGUUUGAUUGUUAAAAUGAUUUCAAUUAUAAGUGGUAGAAUCAUUUCCAUUUAUAAUGGAACUUCAAGUUUCUUGAGUGAGAUGAAGAUUAAACAUAAGUUAGUGGUAGGAGUUGUUAUAUAGUUUACUGUUUGUCUAAUUGAGAUGUUUGUAUGAAAAUCAGAACUACUUUUUAAAAAAAUAUUAUUUUGUGUGUGUGCAUGUGUCUAUGCAUGCAUGUACCAGGGUCUCUUGAUACAGACAAACAUGCUUCUGGAUGGGUGACUGGGGAAUUGAUUCUGGGCCAGCAGACUUCACAAGCAAAUAUAUUUAACUACUGGGCCAUCUCCUCAGCCCCAAGAACAGAACUUCUAAAAGAUCAUUUUAUAUUGUCCUUUCUUUUUAUUAUUUAUUUAUUUGUCAUUUCUUAAUGAAUCUGGGAUAAGCAAGAAUAAAAUACCUGCCUGUGAGGAAAUGACAUCAUUAAUUCUCAUUAAUGACAUUGAAAAUUAAAAAUUGGGUUAUAAAAUUGUAAAUUGUAUCCUGUCAUGUAUUACACAGUUUCUUGUCCCCUCUCAAUUGUUGUCUGCUAUAUCUACUAAUAAAAAAAGAAGGGACUCUGGUUAAAAGUGGAUUCAAGAGAGUUAGAGGUAAUCCCAGCACUUGGGAGGAAGAGGUAAGAGGAUCACCAUGAAUUUAAGGCCACCCUGAGAUACAUAGUGAAUUCCAGGUCAGCCUGGGCUAGAGUGAAACUCUAUCUCAAAAAACUAAAAAAACAAACAAAUAAGAUACACAGAGCUGGUCUGAGAUCAGGCUGACAGAGCUAUCUCAAAGUAAGCAAAGGUCUACCAUUGAGCUCUGUCCCCUCCCUGGGCUAUCCUUGCUUACCAAGCCCUCACCAUACUGGCCUGUAGGGCUAGUAGUACUUGGUAUUUGAAUUUUGCUUUUGUUCUGUGGAUAGUAAGAAAGGCCUUCAAGGCUAGGUAGGUCCUUUGAGGGUUAAUUUGAUAAUAGGUGUGAAAAUUAACACAUGACUUGGCCUGGACCAUGAAGUAACUUUCAAGGUGUAAUUCAGAUUUAAAAAUACCUUC